Molecule: messenger RNA, 1381 nt
Organism: Phlebotomus papatasi
Lineage: Eukaryota; Metazoa; Arthropoda; Insecta; Diptera; Psychodidae
Product: cytochrome c oxidase assembly protein COX15 homolog
Exons: 4
Coding region: 75-1343 (422 amino acids)
Biological process (GO): heme A biosynthetic process
Cellular component (GO): mitochondrial inner membrane
Molecular function (GO): oxidoreductase activity, acting on NAD(P)H, heme protein as acceptor
Source: RefSeq, a predicted model, not a curated record
UUGAUCCGGGAGCGACAUAACCUCACUCCUAGUGGAUGGAAGUUUUGCAUCAUUCUGGGCUCUGUUAAUAAAUCAUGCAAUCCCUGUUAAUUCGAUCCUCCUCUAGUCUAUUUUCACGUAGUUUACUUUACUGCACACGCCCGACUGUCCGGAAUGGAGGUUUUACCAGAAAUUUCAAUUCACAGAUGUUUUCAAAACAACCUACUUUCCAGAGAUUUUCCUUUACACGUCUCCCCCAACUAAUAGUAUUACGUAGAGCAGCCAGUCUUCCGGAAAAAUCCAGCAGAGCCAGCAAGAGUGUCGGCUACUGGCUCCUUGGAUGCAGCGGAAUGGUGUUUGUAGCUGUGAUUCUAGGCGGCGUCACGAGACUCACAGAAUCGGGCUUGUCGAUGGUAUCAUGGAAACUUCUGGGUGAAAAAAGACCCCGAAAUGAUGAAGAAUGGGCAGCUGAAUUUGAAAAGUACCAACAGUUUCCUGAAUUCAAGAUAAAGAAUUCCAACAUGACUCUGGCAGAGUUCAAAUUCAUCUGGUACAUGGAAUAUAUACAUCGGACAUGGGGUAGAGCCAUUGGAGCCUUCUAUGCCCUUCCUGCAAUCUAUUUCUGGACUCGUGGGCAUUUUUCAAAGGCCAUGAAGGCCCGUGUUCUCGCCUUUGGGGCUCUGAUUGGUAUCCAGGGUCUUAUGGGAUGGUAUAUGGUGAAAUCUGGACUAGAGGACAGGUUCCAUGGAGAAUCGGAUGUACCACGAGUGUCUCAGUAUCGGUUAGCUACUCAUCUUUCAUUUGCUUUUAUUCUGUACACUCUGUUCCUAUGGUCAGCCCUGGAUCACCUCGUGCCUGCCCAGAAACUAGCUGGAGCUGUAACACAGGGGGCUAUUAAAUUCCGUCGACUGGCUCACGUCACUAAAGGCAUGGUGUUCUUAACAGCACUCUCUGGGGCUUUUGUAGCUGGUCUCGAUGCUGGACUUGUAUACAAUUCUUUCCCAAAAAUGGCAGAUCGAUGGAUCCCAUCAGACAUCCUUGCAUUUUCUCCUACUUUACGCAAUUUUACUGAAAAUCCCACAACUGUUCAGUUUGAUCAUCGAAUCCUGGGAAUUUCUACACUCUCCCUAAUUUCUGGACUUUACGUGCUCUCCCGCAAAAGAAUCCUGCCACCAAGAGCUCAUACAGCGGUGGCUGCUGUAGCCAUGAUGGGAUGGCUUCAAGUCCUUUUGGGGAUCACAACUCUAAUUACCCAUGUGCCUGUGGCUUUAGCUGCCAGUCAUCAAUCUGGCUCCUUGAUCCUCCUCUCAUUGGCCGUAUGGUUAACCCAUGAGCUAAAAUUUGUGAAAAAACUCCCAAAGUGAAGCAAAAUAAAUCUAAUUUUUUUCUUGCUCUUCUAAAA